Colletotrichum truncatum is the source of this 1257-nucleotide messenger RNA. RefSeq names its product polyubiquitin. Lineage: Eukaryota; Fungi; Ascomycota; Sordariomycetes; Glomerellales; Glomerellaceae. Gene Ontology annotation, biological process: protein ubiquitination; modification-dependent protein catabolic process. Gene Ontology annotation, cellular component: cytoplasm; nucleus. Gene Ontology annotation, molecular function: protein tag activity; ubiquitin protein ligase binding. The record is from RefSeq and is a predicted model, not a curated record.
AUGAAUCAUUCGCCAUUCCCCCAGACAAGGACUCAAGGCAUACUGCAUAAUCAGCUCCACUUGCGCCUGCGCCCCCCAUUGCCUUCCCUUGGCUUCCGUUCGCCGCGGGCAGUCACCACUCACCUGGCUCCUUCCCUCUCGAACCGACCUCCGUUACCUUGGUAUUUAAAUACCGUCAACUUCUCCUCCAAAUUUCUUCAACUUCUCCCAUAUCCAUCCAUCUCUAUCACACAUCUCACACUCACUGGUCCAUCAGCGACACAGUUUACAAUCAAACAACCAUCAACAUCAACACCGACUACCACAUCAUCAGACAAAUACAGCAGCGAAGUCGCCAACAUGCAGAUCUUCGUCAAGACCCUCACCGGCAAGACCAUCACUCUUGAGGUCGAGUCCUCCGAUACCAUUGACAACGUCAAGUCCAAGAUCCAGGACAAGGAGGGCAUUCCUCCCGACCAGCAACGUCUCAUUUUCGCUGGCAAGCAGCUCGAGGAUGGCCGCACCUUGAGCGAUUACAACAUCCAGAAGGAGUCCACCCUCCACCUGGUUCUCCGCCUGCGUGGUGGUAUGCAGAUUUUCGUCAAGACCCUGACCGGCAAGACCAUCACUCUUGAGGUUGAGUCCUCUGACACCAUCGACAACGUCAAGUCCAAGAUCCAGGACAAGGAGGGCAUCCCCCCCGACCAGCAGCGCUUGAUCUUCGCCGGCAAGCAGCUUGAGGACGGCCGCACUCUUUCCGACUACAACAUCCAGAAGGAGAGCACUCUUCACUUGGUGCUCCGUCUUCGCGGUGGUAUGCAGAUUUUCGUCAAGACUCUUACUGGAAAGACAAUUACGCUCGAGGUUGAGUCUUCCGACACUAUCGACAACGUCAAGUCUAAGAUUCAGGACAAGGAGGGUAUUCCUCCUGACCAGCAGCGUUUGAUCUUCGCCGGAAAGCAGCUCGAGGAUGGUCGCACACUGUCAGACUACAACAUUCAAAAGGAAUCCACCCUGCAUCUCGUCCUGCGUCUGCGUGGAGGUAUGCAGAUCUUCGUCAAGACUCUCACUGGAAAGACCAUUACCCUGGAAGUCGAAUCUUCGGAUACCAUUGACAACGUCAAGUCCAAGAUCCAGGACAAGGAGGGUAUCCCCCCCGACCAGCAGCGUCUCAUUUUCGCUGGUAAGCAGUUGGAGGAUGGCCGUACCUUGAGCGACUACAACAUCCAGAAGGAAUCUACCCUGCAUCUCGUCCUGCGUCUGCGCGGCGGUCAGUAA